Molecule: messenger RNA, 1704 nt
Organism: Aspergillus aculeatus ATCC 16872
Lineage: Eukaryota; Fungi; Ascomycota; Eurotiomycetes; Eurotiales; Aspergillaceae
Product: PWI domain-containing protein
Exons: 5
Biological process (GO): regulation of mRNA splicing, via spliceosome; mRNA processing
Cellular component (GO): spliceosomal complex
Molecular function (GO): RNA binding
Source: RefSeq, a predicted model, not a curated record
CAUGAAGAAAGUGAAUAUCGAAGUCAUGAAGAAGUGGAUUGCCGGCAAGAUUUCCGAAAUCUUGGGCAACGAAGAUGAUGUUGUUAUCGAGCUCUGUUUCAACUUGUUGGAAGGUUCCCGGUUUCCCGAUGUGAAAUCCCUUCAGAUUCAGCUUACGGGCUUCUUGGACAAGGAUACCGCCAAGUUUUGCAAGGAGCUUUGGUCGCUAUGUCUGAGCGCUCAGGAAAAUCCCCAGGGUGUUCCCAAGGAGCUAUUGGAGGCCAAGAAGCUGGAACUUAUACAAGAGAAGAUUGAAGCCGAGAAGGCCGCCGAAGAAGCCCGCAAACAGAAGGAGCAAGAACGUACGAGGGAGAGAGAACUGGAGGACAUCAGACGCAGAGAGCGCUCUGAGCGUGGGCGAGGAGGAGGGGGGCCAGGGGGCGCAAGACGAGGUGGUGGCCGUGGCGGUCGGGACUUCGACAGACGGCCGCGGUCUCCUCCCCGGCGUCAUAGCAGGGAGCGUUUCCGCGAGCCACCUGGACGGCGGGAGUUUGACUCGUACGUUCCCUCCGGAUCUCGCAGAAGCCGUCGGCCUUCCUACUCCCCCAGCCGCUCACGUUCUCGAUCCAUCUCGUCGUCGCGGUCACCACCACCGCCGCGCCGCCAGCAGCGGUACUCGAGUAGGGACCGGAACAGGCGACGUCGGUCCAUCAGCAAAUCCGUCUCGCCGGACCGCGGAGACCGCAGCCGACGGCCCCGGAGACGCAGCCCUGAUUACGGUGAUCGCGCUAGAUCCCAUUCCCGCAGUCAUUCAUCCUCCCGCUCACGUACUCCCAGAAGAGACCGCGACCGCAGAAGACGGAGAUCCGUCUCUUCCCGCCGCGUAUCGCGCUCGCGCUCACGCUCGCGCUCGCGCUCGCGCGGCGUGAGAGACAAAGGCAGACGACGGGACUCGUCGGGGUCCCGCUCGCGUUCCAGGUCGCCCGGGUCGGAUGCCAGUGGCGCCCGACGACGGAGAUCUUCGCCUUAUUCUUCACGAGUUGAUAAGAGAGAACUUACCGCUGAUAUUGCCAAGGCCCGCAAACCCCGUGAUGACCGCCGCUUGAGCCGCAGUAGAAGUCGCGAUGACCACCGCAGACGCCGACACUCCUCGCGGGGGUACAACCGUGAUCGCAGCCGCAGCCGCAGCCGAGGCCGGUCCCGCAGCGCCAGUCAGGACUCGCGCAGUCGCAGCCGGAGCCAUAGUCGAGGAGGCCACGCAAGGGAUCGCAAGAGACGUCGUUCCAUCGAGAGAUAUGCCCCCGCAGGCCGGAAACGGCGCAAUACGUCUUCCGUGUCCGCUCCUGGUGACAAACGACAGAGGAUGGCUGAUAAUAAUGAAGCGACAAGCCGACCUGAACCGCCAGCCGAGAGACCGAGCGGCAGCAGCGAUCAGGAGAUGAAGGAAGCCGACGAGCCUGCUCCCUCCAGAUCUACCCACGCCCGCAUAUCCAACUCGGAAUUACGCGAGAGGAUCCUUCGCGAACAGCUAGUCGCCAAGCGCCGUACCGCCUCGAGCGACAAGGUAGGUAGUCUCAGCCAUUCGAAACCAUCCGAAUAAAGAGAGGUCACAGAGAAACAUCCCGCGGAGGCAGGGCAUGGCAUAGCAUAGCAGCACGGCAGCCCGCACAUGAGAAUGAAUGGACAUUACGAAAUUUCGGUAGACUUAAUGCGAGAGAGAAUGUC